CCCGGCACAGCCCUGCUGUUUGCCCAGCCCCGGGGCUGGGCUUUCCCAGCACGGCCCCGCCGUCGCUCUGCGAGCCGCCGACCAUCGGGGCUGCCGGCGGAGGCUCCUGCCGCCUCCAUGCUGUCCCCGGAGGCUUUGGUGGCCGCAGCCGCCGUGCUCAUGGGGCUGGGCCUCCUAGCUUGGUGCCUUUGGGCAGGGAGGCUGGAGGUGCCUGGAGACGUGGGAGAGGAGGACGAGGACGAGGAGGAGGAGGAAGAGGAGGGGAUCCCCUUCAUGGCCGAGGAGGGUUCGGGGCACUGCCGGCUGCUGUGCAAGCCCUCGGCUCUGGCCCAGCACCUGGUGCGGAGCUUGGGGCGGUCAGCGGCGCUGCGGGGGGGACGCUGGCCGUGGCCGUGCUGGCCCCAGCUCCAGAUGCUGUGGCAGCUCCUGCAGCCACCUGAGCCGGAGCCGCUGGUGGCCCGUGAGCUCCUGCAGCUGUCUGACGCUGGGCUGGUGGCCCUGGACUGGUUGGUGGGGCCGUGGGGGGCUGCGGGUGGCGGCGGGGGGGUCUCCAGCCCGGUGCUGCUGCUCAUUCCCAACGCUGCCGGGAAGGUGACGGGGGGGCUGCUGCAGCUGGGGCUGCGGGCGCUGGAGCGGGGCUUCAUCCCCGUCAUCUUCAACCGCCGGGGCCACAACGGCUGCCCCCUCACCACCCCCCGGCUCCAGCCUUUCGGGGACCCCGGGGACCUGCGGGAGGCUGUGACCUACCUGCGGUGCCGGCACCCCUCUGCCUCUCUGCUGGCCGUCAGCGAGGGCUCGGGCUCGGGGCUGCUGCUCGCCUACCUGGGCGAGAGCGGCUCCUCCAGCCGCCUGGCCGCCGCCGCCUGCCUCUCCCCCAUCUUCCGUGGCCGGGACUGGUUUGAGGCCAGGAUGCCCUGGCUUUACGAGUGGCCGCUGCUCCUCCACCUCAAGCAGGGAUUGAGCAGGUACGCGGGGGCUUUGGCCGAGGUGGUGGACACGGACAGGCUCCUGGGCAGCCGCUCGCUGCGGGAGCUGGAGGAAACCCUCUUCUGCCGGACUCGGAGCCGCCCCACCAGCUGGGAGAGCUACUGGGAGCGGAACGAGCCCCUGCGCGACGCGGACGAGGCGGCGGUGCCGGUGCUGUGCCUCUGCAGCGCCGAUGACCCCGUGCGCGGCCCCCCGGCCCGGAGCCUGCCCAGGGAGCUCUUCCGCAGCAGCCCCUACUUCUUCCUGCUGCUGACCCCGCACGGGGGGCACUGCGGCUUCCCCCGGCGGGGGCCGGGGCGCUGCUGGGCCCACGAGGCCGUGCUGGAAUAUUUCAGGGCCAUGGCAGAGUUCCUGCGGACGGAGGAGAGGAGGAAGGGGCUGCCGCGGCCCCGCAGGUGGGGGGGUCCCCCAGCUGAGCCCCCCGUGUUCACCUGGCAGAGGUCCUACACGCGGUAGCCCCCCUGGGGCAGGGUCUC
Messenger RNA from Onychostruthus taczanowskii (white-rumped snowfinch), 1463 nucleotides. RefSeq names its product abhydrolase domain containing 15 (gene ABHD15). Gene Ontology annotation, molecular function: monoacylglycerol lipase activity; short-chain carboxylesterase activity. The record is from RefSeq and is a predicted model, not a curated record. The coding region runs from base 118 to 1443 and encodes 441 amino acids. Lineage: Eukaryota; Metazoa; Chordata; Aves; Passeriformes; Passeridae. The transcript is spliced from 2 exons.